UCGAUCCAUCCGACCAAAAGCGCUGGGGAAGAUUUGGUGGUACCAGUGCUGAGCGUAGCGAGACCUUUCUGAGGCUCGCCAUGGGGUGCGGAGGGUCAAGGCAGAAGUAUGUCGCCAAGGAAGCCGACAGCAGGGUGCCGGUUCAGGGCGAUGUCCGGUGGGUACUUUCAGCGAUGUCGGAGGCGCCGCAAGCUGGGAGCAUCUUGAGGGAAGAGAUGGUAGAGGCACCUCGGUUUUUGAAGAGCACCUCCCAAAUGGACUUAUGUGUGAAUGGGGAGCCUUCAACCAGAAUCAACUCUGCUGCCCAGCUCCGAAAUUACUUCCAGAAGGACUACAAGAAUGGUGGGGCUUUUGAUCACCAAGAAUAUGACUUUGAUGUAGCUGAUUGGUGUUGGGUCCACAAAGGCCUCAAGAUCAAGGUAUGGGCAGAUGCUCUUGAUCUGACCCAAGCUGGGGGAGAUGGUGAUGUGGAAUGCUACUUUCACUAUACAACACAGCUCGGGUUUCGGAACAUCACGCAUGAAAGCAAAGCUGCCGUGGAAGUGUUCGCCUCUCUCAUCACAAGUGGUGAAAAGGCCAAUGCGUGGUGGGGAAAAGGCGUAUACAGUGUACGGAAGGCACCUGAUGAAUGGCCAAGCGUGGAGACGCUGCUGGACAACAACUAUCGCAAUAUGCUCAAGCGAGAUAUCGAUCUGAAAGGUCGUGAUGCGGCAAUCCAGGACUACCGUUCGAGGGUGGAGUAUUGCAUUCCAAUCCUUGUCAAUGCAUCUGUAGCCUACGACGUCUCCGAACGACCUACACCGGAAAUGGUGGAGCAGGGGAAGCCUGCUGGUGUGAACCUCGCUGGAAAGCUCCUGAAUGAAGCCGGAAAGCCACCGCGGGAAUGUAUCGUUGUGCGAGCGCAAGGGGAGGGCGAUAUUGGUAAUGCCAGAGCAGUGCUGGUGGAGACGCUUCGCUGCCAUGCUGAAGCCGCAGUCACCAGACGUGGCACUACGGAUGAAUAUACCCUCCAGGCAUUGAGCCGGCUGGCGGAGGUGCUCCGACACCGUGGCGACCUCGCGGAGGCCGAGGCGCUGCGUCGCCGAGUCUUGGAGGCCGAAGAGGCGAAGCUGGGAGGGAAGCACCGGAACACCCUGACGGCGCUGAACAACCUCGCGGUCGUCCUAUGGCAGCAAGGCAAGUAUGAGGAGGCUGAAGCACUGUAUUGCAGAGCGCUAGAAGGAUAUGAGGCUCAAUUUGGAGCCAGGCACCCUGUGACCCUCACGUCGCUCAACAAUUUAGCGAAUCUGCUGGAGGAUCGGGGCAAGUACCAGGAGGCUGAACCACUUUAUCGCAAAGUGCUGGAAGGGAUGGAGGCUCAACUUGGAGCCCGGCAUCCUGAUACCCUCAUCUCUGUGAACAACUUGGGGGCGCUCUUGCUGGAUGGAGGGAAGGUGGACGAGUCGGAGGUGCUCUUGCGCCGAGCGGUGGAAGGUCUUGAAGCCCAGCUGGGCAGCCAACAUCCCGGCACACUCCGCUCGGUCUACCACUUGGCCCGUCUCCGCGUAGCGCAAGGGCGGCUGGAGGACGCCGAGUCGCACUUCCGCCGGGCGAUGGAGGGGCAAGUGGCCCAGCUGGGAGUCAGACAUCAGCAGACCCUGGACUCGAUCUCGCGUCUCGCGAACCUCUUGGAGGCGAAAGGCUCCAUGGAGGAGGCACAAGAGCUUCGCUCCAAGGGCAGUUGAAGGCCUUGGAGGAUGUCCUACACUCCAAGGGCGGUGCUCGCCGGGCACACUCGCCGUCCUCACCGCUUUCGGUGCAGGAGUUGCAUGGCCCCCGGCCAUCCAAAGACCCGUGAAUGCUGUGAACACCUGGAACACCUGCAGCGUGGAGCCAUUGCGUCAAGAAGAUCCACCAGCUCAGGCGCCGGCUUCGGGGAAGCAGGUACGGCGCGAGCCCUGCGGUCGUUGAAGUUAACGUCGUCCAAGGUCCUUGGCCUGGCCCCCACCGGGCUCUGACGGUGGUGGUUGUCUCAUCGAGAACGCCGAGGGUCUCCGAAUUCAGACUUCAGACUGUUGCUCGCCAACCUUUGUUUCAGGACCCACGGCCCCACGCCAACGUGGCUCGGGCCGGAGCUCCCCUGGCCGACACCGACGAGGCCGACGUCCUGGCCUCCCCGAAGCACUCGCCGCAGCCGGCGGCGUUGGG
Molecule: messenger RNA, 2187 nt
Organism: Durusdinium trenchii
Lineage: Eukaryota; Dinophyceae; Suessiales; Symbiodiniaceae
Source: the annotation of a GenBank genome assembly